Eufriesea mexicana is the source of this 394-nucleotide messenger RNA. RefSeq names its product dynein light chain 4, axonemal. Bases 86 to 394 code for a protein of 102 amino acids. The transcript is spliced from 2 exons. Gene Ontology annotation, biological process: microtubule-based process. The record is from RefSeq and is a predicted model, not a curated record. Gene Ontology annotation, cellular component: dynein complex. NCBI's taxonomy places the organism in Eukaryota, Metazoa, Arthropoda, Insecta, Hymenoptera, Apidae.
AUGCGCCUGUAAGAUGGCAAUAUCUACAUUGGCAUUUAAAGAAGAAGAAUAAUUGAUACGAUUUUUAUGAAACUUUCAUUCAAGAAUGACUGAAAUGAAGAAAGAUGAUGUUGUUAAAAUAUUGCAUACAUAUCCCCUUUGUAGAAAAUGUGAUAUGUCAGAUGAAAUGAAACAAGAAGCGAUGGAAUUGUGUGUCACUGCGGCAGAAAAAUAUGCAGAUAAUUAUGAAAGUGUUUCUCGAAUGAUUAAAGAGACAAUGGAUAAAAAAUUCGGUGCAUCUUGGCACACAGUAGUUGGUGAAGGCUAUGGAUUUGAAAUAACUUAUCAGCUUAAACAUCUAUUAUAUAUGUAUUGUGCUGGAAAUUUAGCAAUAUGCAUAUGGAAAUCAGCAUAG